Molecule: messenger RNA, 3547 nt
Organism: Blastomyces dermatitidis ER-3
Lineage: Eukaryota; Fungi; Ascomycota; Eurotiomycetes; Onygenales; Ajellomycetaceae
Product: exocyst complex component Sec10
Exons: 3
Coding region: 346-3009 (887 amino acids)
Biological process (GO): Golgi to plasma membrane transport; exocytosis
Cellular component (GO): cytoplasm; exocyst
Source: RefSeq, a predicted model, not a curated record
CUCGGCUGAGCAGCGAACCUGCGACACACGUCCUCAAUUCUUUAGGUAUUUAGUUUGGUGAAAUGGCGAUUUAUUGAGGUAAAGCCCUAUUAUGAUCUUCUUACCGGCUAACUACAGUCCGUAUCUAUUUUCACGCUGUUUUAUUACCUUGAUAUCUUCAUUUGGGACGUGGCAUAGAUAGACAGACGACUACAUAAAACCAACUGCUCAGGACAAUUUCAGUACACCCUGCAGCAAUGACUUACUACGACUAACGAGCAUCUUCACAUCGACUACUUGAAUAUGACUAAAACGCUUGUUCCUCUUCCCGCCCACCAAUGAUCCUUUGACAACGGGGCCAUCACAAUGCCAGAUACCGCCUCCUUAAAUUCGCAGAGCGCCCGCUCCACAGCCACCAGGUCCAUUUUCAACAAAGGCCCAACUUUCACUCUCGAAACUUUCUCCAACCGCGAUUUCAUUGUCAAAGACUUCAUCGAGUCCCUCUCAGACACUGCCAUCCCGGCGUCCCAGCGCCGAUCAGGUGGACCUGGCGGAAACCAACCCUUCGACCCCAAACCCCUUAUUCGCACCUUCGAACAUGCUCAACGUCGCAUGGUCGAGUUGUCCGGCGACCUGGAGCUACGAGAAAAUGAGCUAUCCGCCGCCGUGAGGAGGGCAGAGGCCCAGCAUGCGCAGAAUGUCAGCUCUCUUGGCCUCAAAUUAAGCCAGACCAUCGAGUCGUUUCAGAAGCUGGAUACAUCCCUCAAUGGGCCAGGCGGAGGGGCUGGUGGAAAUAUUGCUGUUGAGACGGGAAAGAAGCUGGAGGAACUGGACCGCCAGAGGAGGAGGGCUUUGGAUGCACAUUUCCUGAUCGAGUGCUGGGAUGAAGUUAGCAACCGCGGGGAGUUGACCCUCUUGGAAAAUCUAAGGCGAUCGGGAAGCGGUGAGGGAAAGGUUAGGUGUGCGCAUAUGGCCAGGCAAUUACUCAGGAUAAGCAAGAGAUUGGAUCCGAAAAGCUGGAGCGAGGAAAAUGGCAAUCCCGGGAUAAACGGAACAUCUGUGAACGGCUCUUCCACCGCGAAACGUACUAAUACAAGGGAGAUUAUCGAGAAGUUUUCGGAGACUCUGGAGAAAGAUCUGCUGAAACAGUUUGAUGACUUUUACCGGAAAGCCAACUUUGAUGGUAUGCGCGACUGUGCAGCGGUACUAUACGAUUUCAACGGUGGCGCCAGUGUUGUUGGAUUAUUCGUUAAUCAACAUCAGUUCUUUAUUGACCGCAGCCAGCUCAUUACUGAGGAAAUUGGAGGCGAUGCCGAGACGUGGGAAAAGCUAGCUGAUCCCGACGCUGAACCGCCAGUUGUUGAAUCUAGCCUUCAGUCGCUGGUCGACGAAGUCAAGGUGGUGGUGCAGGAGGAAUCUACGAUUAUCAAACGUGCGUUUCCGUAUUAUGAGCAGGUUCUUGAGAAGUUUUUGCAAAGGAUAUUCCAACAAUCUAUACAGCAGCGGUUAGAAAUGGUGUUAGGGAAGGCUGAUAGUGUAUCAUCAUUGGCGUUCCUAAGAUCUCUUCAAACUGCGCGGAGUUAUAUUAGCGGCCUAAUCGACGAUAUGAAGUCACACGGCCUAACGGAACAUCCGGAAACUAUAUCGGCCAAGACUGCUAUCAUCUUGGAUCAACAAUUGGAAGACCUUUUCGUUCCCUAUUUUGGAGGCUCGUCCUACAUCGAAAGAGAGAAAAAAAAUUUGGAGGAGCUUUACACCUCACUCAUGUUCAAAUUUACGACCUUCCAUAGUCGCAGGAAGAAAUCAACAGCCACAUUCAUGUCGUCUCUGGCCAAAUCUGGCAGCGAACUCAUUAACUCUGCCAGGGAUGCGUAUGUCAGUCGGCUCGAUUCGUCAGACUUCACGCCCACUCAAAAACGAAUGCUGCUGCGUGUUGCUGGCCUCAAAGACAAUGCAGAUUUACAAAAGCAAAGUGAAAUUGAGCUUACGGAUGAAGACGGCCGCUUAAACGUCGGCUUUGCGAAGCGAAUGUUGAAAUGGCUUGCUGAAGGGGUUGGGCGCGAUCUAGAAUUGGUUGUCAGCAGCGAUACGCCAAAAGAUGUUUCCGCACUUUUGAACAUGCUUCUAUCUAUGAUGGGAGAAGGAUACGUCGAGGUUGCGCUCGAUGGCACUCUCGAGUCCGCGUCAAGCCAAGAAUCCUCAAAGACAGAACCAGACUUUUCGUACUUGGGCAACCUACGCGGUGCGAUUACCAUCACACACCUAAUGAUGACAUGCAUUAACGCCGUGCUUAUUCCACUUGCAGCUGGGAAUAUUACGAUCAGGAGAGAUAUGGAGAAAAAGGCUGCCCUAACAAUGAACCGGAUCGAGGAUAAGAUCAAUUCUAUCGAGCAGAAAACUGUAGACGUGGCGCUUUCCUGGGUUUCACGACUUCUUUCGGGCCAGAAAAAGAACGACUUCCGUCCGAAGGAAGAUGCCGCAGAUGGUGAUAGCGCAUGGCUGGAGAUGCUGCAGACUCCCACGUGUGCCGCCAUAUCCACCUUCCUUAGCCGUCUACACACCGCAAUCGUCACUUCACUCUCCUCCAGCGGCCCCAACGUCAAAAUUUUCCUCACUGAAAUCGCCCUCGGCGUCCGCACCUUACUCCUCGAACACUUCAAGCGCUUCCCUGUCAACGGGCCUGGCGGCCUUAUGGUUACGAAGGACAUGACCUGCUACGUAGAUUUACUACGAUCAUGGGAUAUCGAUGACGCUGUUAAAGGCGUUGGCGGCGCGCUCGAUGUUCUAUUGGAAGUUGGCAGUCUGUUCGUCGUUGGGCCUGAAGCGUUGCGAGAGAGGGUUCGGGCAGGAACCACUAGGGCGACUGGUAGGGGUGGCGCUGGCUCUGGGACGAGCAGGACAGGCGGAUCCGGGACUGUGGCGCAGGGCAUGGCGGAGGCGGGGUUGACCGUUCAGGAAGUCAGGGCUUAUGUUAUGAGAAGAGAAGAUUCAGGGACGGUGGGGAUGCAGAGUGUUUUUAAUGCGUUGUGAGCAAUGAUUGAACAUUAACAAAGGGUGGUUUGGAGUGAGCUUUCUGCUUUUUAUUCACAUUUGAUUCCCCAUAUACUCUUUUCCCCUAUAUUUUAUCAUUUUUAUCAUUUAUUUUGAAUUCCUUUAUAAUGACCCUUGGAGCAGUUUAUCCCUUCUCAUUCAGAUCCCUCUAAUUGCCCAUAUCCAAAACGGGGGUAAGUGACACCUAUAAAAAUUAUAUCGAAUUAAAUAAUCAAGUCGACUGGAAGAAGCCCUUUUAGCAGGCGAACGGGGAGGUAUAUGUGAUAGCCUUUGGCGGUCUUUCCCACUGUGAAGUCUUAGGUAUUCUCAUUGCCUGCUCGGUAGUCAAGUGCAAAAGGUAACCAAAAUACCCAUAUCGACCCCUGGACGGGCGGCUACUCGUGACACGUCCCGUUGACCGCUUGAAUACUUUGAAUGAGGUCUUUGGGAAAUCAAAAGGAGGUAAAAAGUAGCAAAAUGCUAGGUAGCAGCAUGCAUGCAUGCAUAAAUAGAUCCGAUAAUUCAUUGGGACUUGCGG